This is a messenger RNA of Sinocyclocheilus grahami, 893 nucleotides long. Its product is annotated as septin-6. NCBI's taxonomy places the organism in Eukaryota, Metazoa, Chordata, Actinopteri, Cypriniformes, Cyprinidae. The transcript has 6 exons. Gene Ontology annotation, molecular function: GTP binding. The record is from RefSeq and is a predicted model, not a curated record. Bases 1 to 867 code for a protein of 288 amino acids.
AUGGCGGCCACUGAGAUAGCGCGACAAGCGCUUAUUGCGGUGUUUCUUACAGGGGAGACUGGUUUGGGAAAGUCCACCCUCAUGGACACCCUGUUCAACACCAAAUUUGAGGGUGAACCUACACAGCACAAUCAGCCUGGAGUGCAGCUCAAGUCCAACACUUAUGAGCUGCAGGAGAGCAACGUUCGCCUCAAGCUUAAUGUGGUCAACACUGUAGGCUUUGGAGAUCAGAUCAACAAAGAGGACAGUUACAAGUCUAUUGUGGAGUUUAUCGAUGCUCAGUUUGAAGCAUACCUUCAGGAGGAACUGAAGAUUAAACGCACCCUACACAGUUAUCAUGAUACUCGGAUCCACGCCUGUCUGUAUUUCAUCGCUCCUACUGGACACUCGCUAAAGUCCCUUGACCUGGUUACUAUGAAGAAGUUGGACAGUAAGGUGAAUAUCAUCCCCAUCAUCGCCAAAUCAGAUGCCAUCUCAAAGAGUGAACUUGCUAAGUUCAAAAUUAAGAUCACAAGUGAAUUGGUGAGCAAUGGGGUCCAGAUCUACCAGUUUCCCACUGACGAUGAGACUGUGGCAGAGAUCAACUCAACCAUGAAUGGUCAUUUGCCUUUUGCGGUGGUGGGAAGCACUGAGGAAGUGAAGAUUGGGAACAAGAUGGUGCGAGCACGCCAGUACCCCUGGGGAACCGUCCAGGUGGAGAAUGAGAAUCACUGUGAUUUUGUGAAGCUGAGAGAAAUGCUGAUCAGGGUCAACAUGGAGGACCUGCGAGAGCAGACUCACACUCGCCACUAUGAGCUAUACCGCCGCUGCAAGCUGGAGGAGAUGGGAUUCAAAGACACUGACCCUGACAGCAAACCCUUCAGGUGAAGAGGGUCACAGUCACACCGAAUGAU